This is a messenger RNA of Condylostylus longicornis, 1767 nucleotides long. RefSeq lists its product as uncharacterized. Gene Ontology annotation, molecular function: magnesium ion binding; thiamine pyrophosphate binding; carboxy-lyase activity. The coding region runs from base 1 to 1767 and encodes 588 amino acids. Lineage: Eukaryota; Metazoa; Arthropoda; Insecta; Diptera; Dolichopodidae. The record is from RefSeq and is a predicted model, not a curated record. The transcript is spliced from 3 exons.
AUGGAGCAAGUUACAAUUUCCCAGUUUCUUCUUCGUCGGCUCAAAGAAGCUGGUUGCAAUGAUAUCUUUGGCGUUCCAGGAGAUUUUGUUUUGGGCUUCUUUAAUCAAAUUCUCAAGAGCGACGUCAAUUAUGUCGGAACCUGCAACGAAUUAAACGCCGCUUACGCCGCUGAUGCCUACGCUCGUCUCAACGGAAUCGGCUGCGUUUCUACGACAUACGCAGUUGGAGAAUUGUCCGGAAUCAAUGGCGUUGCUGGAUCGUUCGCUGAGUCCGUUCCUGUCGUCAAAAUUACUGGAACACCAGCAACCAAAUUUUAUCGCGAUCGGCCUCUUCUUCACCACACAAUAGGAGACUACGAUUCGCCCCUCAAAAUGUAUUCCCACGUUACUGUCGCGCAAACUAUGCUGAACAAUCCCGAAACUGCUGUAUCGGAAAUCGAUCGAGUAUUGACAGCCUGUUUGAAGCGCAAGGCUCCUGUGUACAUCGGCCUUCCUUCUGAUAUGGUUCUUCGUAUGAUUGAUGCUCCUAUCGCUCCAUUUGUUCAUCCACAAGAAUCCAAGUCCGACCCAGGUGCCCUCGAUGAAGCGGUUUUGGAAACCUUGCGAUUGCUCCAUCAAUGUCGACGCCCCAUUUUUAUCCCUGGAAUCGAAAUUAGCCGACGGAGGCUUCAGGCAGAUUUUGAGAAGCUCCUCAAUGCCUCUGGUAUCCCUUUUACGACCAUGAUGCUUGCUAAGUCAAUUUUCAAUGAAGACCACAAGCAGUUUAUCGGUCUCUAUUGUGGCGAUCGAAGUCGUCCAUAUGUUCAACAACGUGUCGAAGGUGCCGACUGUGUUGUCAUUUUCGGCGAACGACUUACGGACUUCAAUACGGGAGGCUUCUCGGCCAACAUGGACAGACGCAGUACGAUCGAAGUCACGUACGAUUGCGUCAGAAUCAUGUUCCAUGCGUACAACAACGUCUACAUCCAUGAUUUCGUGAGGGAACUUGCUGCCAGAAUAUCUUUCCGGGUUCCGAAAAACCUUGAUAUGAAACCAGCAAUUGAAGGCUGUGUUCAUCGUCGGACAGUAGACUUCAAAGCUGACAAUGAGAAGAAUCUAACAAUGGCGCGAUUCUUUGAUAGGAUGUCCCAUUUCUUGCAAUCAGGAUCCGUUGUCAUCGCUGAAACUGGUGCUUCGCUUUUCUCAGCUGCAGAAGUAUUGAUGCCAAAAGGGACAACCUUUAUUGGGCAAACAUUCUACGGAUCCAUUGGUUACACAGUUGGUGCGACACUUGGUGCUUGCAUCGCUGCACCUCAUCGUCCUGUGUAUCUUUUUAUUGGCGACGGGUCAUUCCAAGUCACAUGUCAAGAUCUAUCUACCAUGAUCCGGUAUGGAUGCAAACCAACUGUAUUCCUGGUGAACAACGACGGUUAUACAAUCGAGCGGGUUAUUGUUGAUCGUAAAUACAAUGAUAUCCAGCCAUGGAAGUAUCACAAAUUGUGCGACGUAUUCGGAGGCGGAAAGUCGUAUGACGUUCAUAAUGAAGGACAACUAGAAGAAGCGUUGAAAGAAACAUGCCAAAAUAAUCAGAUGCUGAACUUCAUCGAGAUUCAUUUGGACAGAUGGGAUUGUAAUGAUGCUCUUCGUCGUGCUGGCCACGCGAUGGCUGUCAACAAUCGUCUACUUGACGAAGAUGAGUUGAAGAAUUCAACGGGAAGUUGUUUUGCUGUAAACGAGGAAAAUGAUCUAAAGCGUUGCGCUGAUGUUGUUCCUCAUUAUUCCGAAUAG